Messenger RNA from Ornithodoros turicata, 1437 nucleotides. RefSeq names its product BEN domain-containing protein 5-like. Gene Ontology annotation, biological process: negative regulation of DNA-templated transcription. Bases 753 to 1412 code for a protein of 219 amino acids. The record is from RefSeq and is a predicted model, not a curated record. NCBI's taxonomy places the organism in Eukaryota, Metazoa, Arthropoda, Arachnida, Ixodida, Argasidae. The transcript is spliced from 7 exons. Gene Ontology annotation, molecular function: DNA binding.
UAUCUCUAUGCCUCCAUCCUUCUGCACUUCUGGUUUCUUUCUUGUGUCGACGGCUGUACGCUGUAUCAGUUGUCUUUGCGUUCCACCGGUUGACUUUCGGAUGUCGUUACGUGCGUGGUAUGGUGUUCUCUCAACAUUUUAGUUUUUGUGUACAAACUUUUUUCCCUGCCCUUGACGGGAAGUUCUGAUGCAAUAAUGUUCGCGUUCGUACGGUUUCUCUUCGACAAAAAGCGUCUUGUGGUGCCAAUUUGGAAAGUGCGUGGUUUCACUUUGCCUUCCGGCGUGACAGAUUUUAAUGGCAAUGCCGAUGUUCCGGUACACGAUGUCUACUGGCCAGGCGACUCCAAGACCUGUGGUGGAUACUACGAGGCAGAAAUAAUUUAUAUUGCAGGUUGUCAAGCACAGCAAGAAGAGGAAGAGAAAUGAAGCACAGCGACAUCUUGAGUUGGAUCUUCUUGAGGAAGUUAGCAGUGAAGAUGAAUUAAUAGAAAAGCGUGCUUUACGAGAAAAGGAUCGACAGAUUCAGCGGCUUGAAAGGGAACUCCAAGAAUUGAGGCGGCUUAACAUCAGACUCCAAAACGCACUGUGUACGAAGCUAUUGCCUGGUGCCUAUGAACAGACGCAAGAAGCUUAUACAACUGAAGGAGAUGGCGAGUCCCACUUUAUUGGUGCUAAGCGUAAAAUUUGAAUAAAAAUCUUGCUUUAUUAUUAUUUCAGAUGCAGUGACACAAGCUCACGUGUGUGAUGCUGCUAUGGCAGGUGACGAUUCACCACACAUCACUGCUGUGGUAGGUCCAUCUGGCACGCAACAGCAACGGUAUUCCUGCAGUUCCUCAGAUACAGAGCUGCUUGAGGGCAACAGUAUUCCUCAGACAAUGAUUCCUGCCGUGGAAGCAGUACAACCGGAAGAAUCGACCCUGCCUGCGGAACCUAACGACAUUUCAGAAAGACCCAGUGGACACGUCCAUGUGGAUGUGUCACAGCAUAUACAACAAAUGCCCCAGGAUGUGCCUCAAGCUCUGCUAGUCCAGCAGACAAGCUUCUGUCCAGGCAACAUGAUGGACCUGGGCAAUGGUGUCUCCAUACCAAAGGAAAAAUGGGCGUACCUGUGCAAGCACCAAGAGGAGUCCCGGUUUGUGAAGGAGUUGGCAGUGGUCAUAUGGGGAACGUCCACGCUUUUGCGCAAGACAUUUACAGGGUGUUUGAGUAACCGCGCGAAGGCUGAAGGGAAAACCGAGGUGUUUCCAGCACUCACGCCUGAGAAGGUGGAAGCCGUGCGUGGAGCGUUUGCGACCUACCUUACCAAGGAGAAAAACGUUUCACGAGAGGAGCUGAAGAAGAAGUCUGCAUUGGUACGCAAGUACCUGAGCGAGAAAAUGAGUGAUCUCCGUCGGUCCCGUAAGCAAACUUGAAAUAAACAGCAACUUGUAACAACUG